Molecule: messenger RNA, 1308 nt
Organism: Larimichthys crocea (large yellow croaker)
Lineage: Eukaryota; Metazoa; Chordata; Actinopteri; Sciaenidae
Gene: anxa4
Product: annexin A4
Exons: 13
Coding region: 180-1142 (320 amino acids)
Biological process (GO): negative regulation of coagulation
Cellular component (GO): cytoplasm; nucleus; vesicle membrane
Molecular function (GO): calcium ion binding; calcium-dependent phospholipid binding; phosphatidylserine binding
Source: RefSeq, a predicted model, not a curated record
CUUUUAAAGAUGCGCGUCCCCCCGGUGGGUGGGGCGUGAGGGCAGCUGUUAGUUAUAACGUUUGGUUUCCUGGCAGGGUGACGCUUCAGCCCCCCUCUCGUCGGCCUCUGCACUGAGUGAAUUGUCUCCAGGACAGCUUUCUGCACCUCCGGUUCGGAUAUCCGCACUCUUCUUCUACAAUGGCAGCGAUUGGAAACCGUGGCACCGUCACUGAGGCGGCUGGUUUUAGCCCAGAGGCAGAUGUCGGGAAGCUCCGAGAAGCCAUGAAGGGAGCUGGCACUGAUGAGGCAGCUAUCAUCGAGGUCAUAGCACAUCGUACUAUUGCCCAGAGGCAGCGCAUCAAAGAGGCCUACAAACAAGCAGUGGGGAAGGACCUGGCUGAUGAUCUAUCCUCAGAGCUGAGUGGGAACUUCAGGAGUGUCGUUCUAGGUCUGCUGAUGCUGGCGCCUGUGUAUGAUGCCUACGAGCUGAGAAGUGCAAUGAAGGGAGCUGGGACAGAGGAGGCCUGCCUCAUUGAUAUUCUCGCCUCAAGGUCAAACGCUGAAAUACGAACCAUCACUGCGUUCUACAAGAAAGAAUAUGAAAAAUCCUUGGAAGACGCUGUGUGCGGAGACACAUCUGGAAUGUUUCAGAGGGUUUUGGUCUCUUUACUCACGGCUGGACGUGAUGAAAGCGACAAAGUGGACGAGGCCCAGGCUGUCCUAGAUGCCAAGGAAAUCUACGAGGCUGGUGAGGCUCGAUGGGGCACGGACGAGGUUAAAUUCCUCACUGUGCUUUGUGUGAGGAACCGAAACCAUCUGAUGCGAGUGUUUGAGGAGUACCAGAAGAUUUCUGGAAGAGACAUUGAGGACAGCAUUAAGCGGGAGAUGUCUGGCUGUCUGGAGGACGUCUUUCUGGCCAUAGUGAAAUGUCUAAGGAGCAAGCCAGCGUUCUUUGCUGAGAGAUUAUACAAAUCAAUGAAGGGGCUGGGCACUACAGAUAGUAUCCUCAUCAGAAUAAUGGUCGCCAGGGCGGAGAUUGACAUGUUGGACAUUAAGGCGCAGUUCCUGAAGAUGUAUGGCAAGACUCUCUACUCCUUCAUCAAGGGAGACACGUCUGGUGACUACCGCAAAAUCCUGCUUGAGCUGUGUGGAGGCGAGUAAAAGAAACUUGAGAACAAAAAAACAGCUGCCUUUUAUUCUGCAAACCACGUUAUGAGCUUCUUCUCCUACUUCUUGUAUUGCCUUCACAUUUCACGGAUUGACCACAAUGCUUUGUUUUACUGUUUGUACUGUAAUACCAAUUAAACCAAAGACUGUUGACCUUUUA